AGUUCAUCUUCGCAUGAAAAGGCGUGUAGCUGUGGUGAUGCAGUCUUACGGCACUCCACUGCACUUCUCUCACACCCUAUUCGUGUUCCGCGGAGAAGAAAGGACAACGAAGACCUUCCGUUUGUUUUUUGAUAGUCUUGUUGUAUUGUAGGACCUGCUGCUCCCAGCAUGCGGGCUCCUCUUCUCACCUCAGCGCCUCCACGACGGCUGUGUCGAAGGCAUUCGUUAGCUUCCUGCACGCACAGCGGCGCACACGACCAGCCAUUCCCAUUACCACGCCGCUCCUUCAGCUCGUGGUUUGAGGAGUCGGCGAAUGGGCACGGCAACUCCGACGAGACGGCAGUGGCCGCCUUCGCCAUCAACGCCGAUCGGUUGGAAAAGAACAAGACGAUAAUUAAUAAAAAAGCAUUCGGCAUUCCCUUUCGCAUCUCAGACGCGGAGGCGGUCGACAACGUCUGCAGGCACCACAGCACGGCGGUGGAGAUCCACAAAGUGGAGCGUUUCCUCAUGCCAUUCUGGCUCACGCAAACGUCUGCCGGCGGCACCUUCAAGGCGGAAUUGCUUCAGCACGACAAGACCUACCUGACGCACCCGCACAACUUUGUCUGGCUGGAGGGCCCGCGGUAUGAGUUUAGCUACCCGUUCGGCGAGUUUAUGCCGGUGAACCAAGUCUCCGCCUCUUAUCGCGAGCCCAUCAGUGUCGUGGAGCAAUGUCUUGCCGGGACACACGUGCCCUCGAUGCUCAUCUCCCGCUUUGAGCUCCUGCACGAAGUGGAGAAGAUGCCACACAAACCCAUCGUUGUGCCCUUCACGAUGUCCACAAUCACCGCCCUCUCCGUGGUGGAGCGGCGCGUGAACCGCCGACUUGUGAUGGACCGCAUCGACCGCGAGCUGCGCAAGUUCCACGGGUCGUUUCUUAAGAGCAACAUCACGGUGACCAGCAUGCACAUGGAGGCGUUGGGCAUUCGACCCGUUUUUCUGCCGCUGUUUAAGCUGGUGGUGUCGACGGUCUCGCACAGCACCCCCGUCCCCGCUUUUCUCUGCGGGGCCACCGGAAAAGUUGUCGGCCCAGUCCUGCACAUCCGCCGACGGAAGCGGCUGGGCGUGGCCGCCUCUGCCGCCAUCGGCACGCUGCUGAGUCUAGCGCCGCUGGUGGAGCCGGGCGUUGCAACCGCGGCGGCGCUCACCGCCGGAGUUUCCUCCAGCUUUGUGCUGCAGACCCUCUCGCGCGUUCGUUUCCUGCAGAGCCAGAUGCGGCUGAUGGCGCAGCUAAAGUCCGUCGGGGUGCUGAACCUCGUGGCCGACAACGCUGGCUACCGCUGGACCCCCGAAGAGGAGGAGAAGGAGGAGUACGAGUAUCGCGAGGAACUGCGCCGUCAGGCACGCGCGAAGGACACGUUUGAGCAGCGCGUGAAGGAGGAGACGGCGCGCGAUCGGGCACGAGCACGCGGCCAUCAAUUCGACCCCAAGAACCGUCGGCGCACCGACCUCAUCGACGCUGAUCCGCUCGGCUAUUACGACCUGUUAGGCCUGAAGGGGAAGGAGUUCGCUGCAACGCCGAAGGAAAUCACGAAGGCGUUCCGAGAAGCGGUGCGGCUGCACCACCCUGAUGUGCAUCCCGAGGCGGAAGCCGAGACAAAGAAGAAGCACAUACAGCGCAUCAUCGAGGCCUACAAGAUUCUGCACGAUCCCAAAACGAAGAAGUCGUACGACAGCGGUGAGAUGAACGCCAAGAUGCAGGAGUCUGCGUGA
Leptomonas pyrrhocoris is the source of this 1752-nucleotide messenger RNA. RefSeq lists its product as hypothetical. The transcript has a single exon. Lineage: Eukaryota; Euglenozoa; Kinetoplastea; Trypanosomatida; Trypanosomatidae. Bases 169 to 1752 code for a protein of 527 amino acids. The record is from RefSeq and is a predicted model, not a curated record.